ACCCACUGCUCUCUUGCCGCCCACCAUGGCCCUGCUGCACUCCGGCCGCGUCCUGUCCGGAGUCGCCUCCGCCUUCCACCCAGGCCUCGCUGCUGCAGCAUCUGCCAGAGCCAGCUCCUGGUGGGCUCAUGUGGAGAUGGGGCCCCCAGAUCCCAUCCUGGGAGUCACAGAAGCCUUUAAGAGAGACACCAACAGCAAAAAGAUGAAUCUGGGAGUUGGUGCCUACCGGGAUGAUAACGGAAAGCCUUACGUGCUCCCUAGUGUCCGAAAGGCAGAGGCGCAGAUUGCUGCAAAAAAUUUGGACAAAGAAUACCUGCCCAUUGGAGGACUGGCGGAAUUUUGUAAGGCAUCUGCAGAACUAGCCCUGGGUGAGAACAAUGAGGUGUUGAAAAGUGGCCGGUAUGUCACCGUGCAGACCAUUUCUGGGACCGGGGCCCUGCGGAUCGGAGCCAAUUUUCUGCAAAGAUUUUUUAAGUUCAGCCGAGAUGUCUUCCUGCCGAAACCAUCCUGGGGAAAUCACACCCCCAUCUUCAGGGACGCUGGCAUGCAGCUGCAUAGUUACCGAUACUAUGACCCCAAGACCUGCGGCUUUGACUUCACAGGUGCUCUUGAGGACAUUUCAAAAAUACCAGCUCAGAGUGUAAUUCUCCUGCACGCCUGUGCCCACAAUCCCACAGGAGUGGACCCUCGUCCUGAGCAGUGGAAGGAGAUGGCCACACUGGUGAAGAAAAACAAUCUCUUUGCAUUCUUUGACAUGGCCUACCAAGGCUUUGCCAGUGGCGAUGGUAACAAGGAUGCUUGGGCAGUGCGCCACUUCAUCGAACAGGGCAUCAAUGUUUGUCUCUGCCAGUCCUAUGCCAAGAACAUGGGCUUAUACGGUGAGCGUGUGGGAGCCUUCACUGUGGUCUGCAAAGAUGCUGAGGAAGCCAAAAGGGUGGAGUCACAGUUGAAGAUCUUGAUCCGUCCUAUGUAUUCCAACCCUCCUGUCAACGGGGCCCGGAUUGCCUCGACCAUCCUGACCAGCCCGGAUCUGCGGCAACAAUGGUUGCAGGAAGUCAAGGGCAUGGCCGACCGCAUCAUUAGCAUGAGGACCCAGCUGGUCUCCAACCUCAAGAAGGAGGGCUCCUCCCACAACUGGCAGCACAUCGUUGACCAGAUCGGCAUGUUUUGUUUCACAGGCAUAAAGCCUGAACAGGUGGAGCGGCUGACCAAGGAGUUCUCCAUCUACAUGACAAAGGAUGGCCGCAUCUCUGUGGCAGGGGUCACCUCUGGCAAUGUGGGCUACCUUGCCCAUGCCAUUCACCAGGUCACCAAGUAAUUCCCCUGGUGAGAAGGAACAGAGACAACCUUCCUGUCUUCAGGCUCUGCUGUUGUGAGAUUCGCAGGGAGGAAGAGAGAGGGUGGAUGGUGGUGAGCGGAUCGUUUUUUUCAACCACAGUACUUAAUGCCCAGCGAUUGAAUGUGUUUCUCAGAAAAGAAUGUGCAGUGAAAUAGGGCAGAUGCACCAGUGGCUGGUGUCUGGAACUUCGUGGCUGUAAACCAAACUCGCCCUCAUCCUUUUUAUCUCCAGUUUUUCCAACAGAGUUUACAUGUGCAAGAACAACGUAAGCCCCCCCAAAAAAAUCUGUCACUAUUUCAGAAGCUUUAACUGAGCACCUCAUGGUGUUGCGGGUUCCUCUGUAGAACCAACAUGAAAAUAGCACCUAUCAAAGGCUUUGUGAAAAGAUCUAGUUCUAACAUUAACAGCCUCAUGUUUGCCCUCCUGUGAUUGAGCAACCGUAUCAGCAAACUAUUACCGAAAUCUGUUACCACUGCACCAAAGAAAACAAAAGAUGCUGUUUCCUGUCUUAUUUAAGAAAUAAAGAGGAGCUCCUUUGCAGCACAGUGGGUUAAGGAUCCAGUGUAGUCACUGCUGUGGCGCGGGUUCAGUCCCUGGCCCAGGAACUUCCACAUGCCAUGGGCACAGCUUUAAAAAAAACGAAAAAGGAAGAGGCGCUUUUUUUAGCACAUGGAGGCAACUUAAUGUUCCUUUUUUCUCCCUCGUCACUGCUGUUCUGUUCCAUAGGCACAAAGACCUGUAACUACCUAGGUUUUCAUCCUGUUCUACUCUUUGACUGACCAUCGGUCCCAUCCCAUAGGAUUUACUUACCUGAAGAGUGAAGAAUGGUAUUUACUGCUCAUCCCAUACCCUCACUUUUCUUGGCAAAGAAUAGCAGAGAGUAGGUCACUGCCCUUUACUCCAGCAUCCUCUCCAGUGAUUAUUUAAUUAUCUCCUGUUGGGAUGUUGCCUCUGCCCGGUUGGACCAUGUACCUUUUCUUCAGUGUGGUUGUGCCAUCGCUUACUUCGUAUUAUGAGUCAGGCAAUGCAGGGUAGGACCGGGAAAGAGGAUACGCCGGGCUUUGGUUUUAACCUUUGCAUGCUGCCAGCUGGGCUCAGGCUUCACCCUUUGGAAGGAUAACCACCAUUCGCUUUAAUCAUGUAGACUUACUGCUGCCUGGUUUCUCUGUUACAAUAAAGUUACUGUAGA
Messenger RNA from Sus scrofa (pig), 2528 nucleotides. RefSeq names its product glutamic-oxaloacetic transaminase 2 (gene GOT2). Lineage: Eukaryota; Metazoa; Chordata; Mammalia; Artiodactyla; Suidae. The record is from RefSeq and is marked provisional. Gene Ontology annotation, biological process: biosynthetic process; L-aspartate catabolic process. Gene Ontology annotation, molecular function: L-aspartate:2-oxoglutarate transaminase activity; pyridoxal phosphate binding. Gene Ontology annotation, cellular component: mitochondrion.